Messenger RNA from Amoebophrya sp. A120, 4511 nucleotides. The record is from the annotation of a GenBank genome assembly. NCBI's taxonomy places the organism in Eukaryota, Dinophyceae, Syndiniales, Amoebophryaceae.
AGUUUAGAACUGGCAAUACUAACAACAAGACAGGAAAUCGAUCCUGUCCGGUGAAGAACAAAGUUAAAGUAGUUGUUCUACUUACUGACUCUUCCGCACCUGCACUCCUAGCUUGCUCCUCCAGCACAACGAACAACAUUAUGCCGUCUUCUUCCAAUACGCGAGCGUCAGGAGAGCCGCUCAGAAGUGGUAGUCGGAAGCGGUCUGCCGACUGGAAGAAGCCAGUAGACGAGAAGCAGAAGGAAAACGAAAACGAAAAGUUCGAGUACUACGAAAAGCACAAGAAGAACUACAAAUGGUGUAAGGACGAUGAGGAGGACUAUUACGACUACGAAGAUCGGAAGAGUUGGAAAAAGAAGGGCUGGGUCGACUACGAGGAGAAUGAGAAUGUCGACUAUUCUUAUGAUAAGAAUAGUCAUGGUCGUAGUUGGAAGAAGAACAAGAAGUGGUCCACUUGUUCCAAAGAGCACGAGAAGUACGGUGAGAGCAGCUGUACGACUACGACCUGGGGCCGCGAGGAGGACUACGAAGAUCCUGAGGAUCCUGAGCAAUCUGCAUCUGGCUCGGCGCUCACUAGUCGUGCUGCCCGAACAAGACAACACACCAGCCGCCCGACUAGAUCUCGAUCGCCCCGGACGGGACGAGACCCGGUCGUGCGGGGACAGGACGAGGAAAAUAAAAACGACAAGCUGGUCGUCCCCGAUAAAAAUGAAGAUUCGCUUUCCGACUCAGAUAACGACGGUCGUACAAACACCAGGCCGCGCGUGAGUGAAAGCAUCACGAGCGAAGAAGACCAGGAGGAGGUCCCCGACGAGAGGAUGAAGAGCAACAAUGCGGAUGAACAUUUUUACCAGGACAACAACCUUAUCAAGUCUUCUUCAAAUUUUGUCCAGAGUCAGCUGAAGAGACUUCUGAAGCAGGACCGCCACCACGACCAGCACCACGCGCUGGACAAAAACACGUCGAAGCAGCAGAUUGGAUGGUGCGACUUUUACCUGGCGUUGCUCACGGUUCAGGUGGAGGAGGAGCAGCGGGGGUAUUUAAAAAAGGAAAUGGAGUAUCAAAUGCAAAUAUGUCUGGGUCUGGAAGAUAGAAUGCAAAAGUUUGCCAUGCAGAUUUUGCAUGAUCCAUGAGGUCUGUGAUGCAUGCCCUAGCAUCAGAGAUUUUGCGAGGGCUUUCUGAUGCUCAUACCGCAUGAGAAAUGCCCUCUCCGCGUAGCGCAAAUUACACCUCUUUUGCUGUUCAUGCAAUGCAGAUUUUAUGUAGAAGAGUCCAAACGUACUAGCAUCACAAGUUGCAUCCUUCCAGACCCAGACAUAUUUGCAUUUGAUAUGGAGGUGUUGAGAAAGAAGCGGGACAGGUUCGUGCGGUUCUUGAUAUCAUCCUCUUCAUCUUCUGGAGGAGAAGAUGAUGGCGCUUUCGAAGAGGACGAGGAAUCGGUAAGGAACACCCUAUUUCUGGAGCAAUGCCGGGAAAGACUUUUGCUGGAACAACGGGAAAAGGAAAAAGCGAAAGGUUGUUUCAUCGGUGAGGAGGAAGUGAAGAAAAGCUGCAAGAACAUCUUCAGAGAAAAGUCAUGUGAAGUAGCUGAAGAACAAAAAGUAGAAGAAAAGACCGACGACCCGACUUUUCUUGCUAACGUCGGAGACCACUCUGCAAGUAAUUGCACUACUACAAUAAAUCGUCCAGCAGCUGGCUCUUGUUCGAACGAGGCCACGAUAGAAGAGGUUGGGCAGGAUGUGGUUGAGUUGCCAGAUGACGAUGACGGAAAUCAAGACGGGACUGAUCACGAUGAUGAUGAUGAUGAUGAUGAUGACGAAGAUGACGAUGACCACGACGAUGAUUGCGAGUCUUCGCUGGACAGCAGUGACGAAGAGCUGGAAAUGCUUGAGAGUUUGAACCGCGCUCACAGAAGUAGAGGACAGGAACCGAUGAUGAAUCUCUACAUGGACAAGCAGCAGCAGCGCAACUACGUCGCCGCGCGAGACGAGUUGACGCUCAACAUGUCGUCCAGAAUUUCUUCGAAAAGCGGUGGACCUCCUGGUGCAGAUCCACGAGACCGAGCUCCUGCGCCAGCGACGCAAGCCGCUUCGCCAACGACGACUCUUGACGUUCCCGCUACGUCAUCAACCGCCGUGGUGCCAAAUAGUAAACGAGAUCGACAAGAUCAUGAACAAGGAGUAGAACACAUCCAGAACUCUACUGCGAGAACAACGGCCGCCCCUGCCGAGCAAAACUCCGAUGAAAAGGACUUGUUUCUCCAGGCCGCAACUUUCGAUGAAAUUCAAAUAGUAGAAGAGGAUCGACAACAUCGGAGCAGUACUGCAGGAGCUCCUGGUUCUGGUGAUCUGCUACCCGGGUCGGACGGAGAUAUCGUGGUUGAGCCAGAAGUAGAUCUUCUCGGCGGUACCCUGGUGUAUGAUCUGAUGGACAGCGUCGGAGAUCAUGGGGAAAGAACAGGAAGUGAUAUUAAACUCGCAACAGUAGAACUAUCGACCAAUCUCAGUACGUCUGUGGGGGAAGCAGACGCCGCGUCCUUGUGUGCAACAGCUACGAAGACGACCAGGACGGAAGGUGGAAGUAGAACCAGCAUCACAGCUAUCCAGGAAAAAACACCCAUCCCCAUCCAAUUUGUCAUGCAAAACAUGCAUAAAGUCCACUAUUUGUCAUGCAAAAAGUGGAUGGGGAUGGGUGUUUUUUCCUGGAUAACAGCAAGCUUGAUCACCACCCCUGCUCCAGGAGAGGACAGUUGCCGGUCUAGGAGUUGUGGGGGAAUCGAAAGAAAGGAAGGAAAUCCGCCACAACAACAUUCACAUUCACCACAUCAAACGCGCCCGGAAGCAAGAAUCGAUGCAGAUUCUCUUGUAGAGUGGUCACUGGCAGAACUUUUUCCACCAGGUACGUACUGUUAUAUACUUUCGACAUGUGAAAAUGAAAAAGAAAACCCAUUCUUGCUUGCAGUACUAAGCGAAAAAUAUAUGACAGAGAAUGAAAAGUAAAUGAGUGAAAAUAGUCAAUUAUAUGCCACCUCAACCUCCUCCUCCCACUCCCUUACAGCGACCACAAUCGACCCACCUUCUUUUGAUCCCGGGGCCACGAGAACCUGUCCACUUGCGGAGGAGCACGAGAAACAGGAUUUGAUGAACGAUGAGGAUGAUCUGCCCAGCUAUUUCUCCGCCCGUGUUCCCCCACGUCGACCUACAGAUGCUGCACCUACAGGUGGAACAUCAGCUUUCUCGCGCACCACUAGUACGGAUUUGGAAGUCCUCACUGCGAGGCUUCCGGAGGUGGACCAUGUCCUCACAGGAGACGCGGGAGAUCCAGAUCAAGAUCCCUACGGGCAUCUGUACCAAAACGUCGCACCAAGGAAGGACACCGAAACCAUAGAAGAGGAGGAGGAUGACGGCUUCGAUCGGAACAUCCAUAACUAUCUCGAUGCCGAUGCGUUCUGGCCUUCGGACGAAGAAGAUGGUAUAAAAAUUCUCGCCCGGGACGAAGAAGAAAAAAACAAGUAGCGCCGAGUGCCGCGCUCGCUCCGUCGCCGCCGCGUGGGAAGAAUUUGAACGCACCAGCAGAGUAGGACCGACAAAGACCACCUCCUCCGCCAAUGGGGGUGCGAAAAAAUUGACUCCUUAUUUUCACUAAGACAAACGAGACAAAACUGGUCGGUGAGAUUUUCUUGCCCGAAUGACAGCUGCUAUUUCUCAUUCAUUUUUUUUUCUCGUCGUUCCACAUGAAUGUACCAUCUUGUUCUUCGUGAAUGUGAUUGACUCGGUGCUUGUCGUCGUUGGCUCAAUGUAGAUUCGUUCAGAUUGAUGUAGCAGGACCACUACUAAUACCUUGAUAGAUCAUUGUAUGAAAAUGAAAGUCUGCGAUGAUUCACGAGCUUGUGCAACAAGUAGUCCUCACUGUCACUUUUUGAUUUCCCUUGCGCACCCGAAUAAAAUUGAUGUCGCAUUCGUGCUCGUAUGUACAUCUAUUCACGUCUUGGUCUGCUAGACUCCUAUGUAUACUAAACGACCCUGACACGACCAUGUUUGCCCCAAAACGAACAAAUUGAGCCCCAUUCCGGGUUAUAAAGAGCUUCAGCUUACGAACUUAAGAUAUCCUAGAUCACUUUAUUUCUACUUAUCGAUAUCAAAUGCCUUCUUCCCGCCUACCGUCCCGGAACGCAGCGGCGAUGGGUUUCAGGGUUUUAGGGAUUUAGGGUUCUAGUCAAAACUUAUCGAUAUCAAAUGAAACUCCUUCACACGACUGAUAUUAACUAGCAGUGAGCCGGCCAAUGCGCCCCAGUUGGGUUCGUGAGACGAGUGCUGCGGUAAGAUGGGCGGUACUUACUUAUUUGUACGAACAUGAUAGAUGCGCCGAAUGUAUGUUUGAGCCAGUUCGUUGUUGACCGUGUGUGUAUUUGUCGGUUGUGCGAGUGGAUCAUUAGCAUCCGGAUGCUCUCCCUCCUAGGGUGUUGAUAUUGUAAAAAUCCCUUACCACGUCUGAAAGAAAUUGAACCGGUA